Molecule: messenger RNA, 3372 nt
Organism: Cygnus olor (mute swan)
Lineage: Eukaryota; Metazoa; Chordata; Aves; Anseriformes; Anatidae
Gene: CHMP6
Product: charged multivesicular body protein 6
Exons: 8
Coding region: 88-690 (200 amino acids)
Biological process (GO): vesicle budding from membrane; late endosome to vacuole transport via multivesicular body sorting pathway
Cellular component (GO): multivesicular body; ESCRT III complex
Source: RefSeq, a predicted model, not a curated record
CGGGGGGCGGAGGCCGGGGGGAGGCCGGGCCGGGCCGCCCGGGGCCGGGCCGGGCCGGGGCCGAACGGCGGCGGCGGCGGCGGGGCCAUGGGGAACCUGUUCGGGAGGAAGCGGCGCAGCCGCGUCACGGAGCAGGACAAGGCCGUGCUGCAGCUGAAGCAGCAGCGCGACAAGCUGAGGCAGUACCAGAAGCGGAUCAGCCUCAACCUGGAGCGGGAGCGAGCGCUGGCCCGGCAGCUGCUGAAGGAGGGCAAGAAAGAAAAAGCCCUGCUCUUGCUGAAGAAGAAGCGCUACCAAGAGCAGCUUCUGGACAGAACGGAUAACCAGAUCAGCAACUUGGAGCGGAUGGUCCAGGAUAUCGAGUUCACCCAGAUCGAAAUGAAGGUCAUCGAGGGUCUGAAAAUAGGCAACGAAUGUCUGAACAAGAUGCACCAGGUUAUGUCAAUAGAAGAAGUGGAAAGAAUAAUAGGUGAAACCCAAGAUGCUGUGGAGUACCAGAGGCAAAUAGAUGAGCUACUGGCUGGCAGCCUGACUGAGGAAGAUGAAGAUGCCAUUCUAGAAGAAUUAAACACUAUUACUCAGGAACAGCUGGAGCUUCCAGAAGUUCCUUCUGAGCCACUCCCGGAAGAGAUCGCAGAACCAACACCAAUCAAGAACAGGCCAAAACCAGAGCUUGUGGCAGCAUCCUAACUCCCACUUCUGGGGAUUCCCCCAUAACUUUCACCCAGGACAGUUUGCCAUCCCAGCCCGUGCUGGGAACAAGCAAUGCCUUGGCAGCAUCCCAGCUGUGCUGGGCGGAUUGUGGAGCAGGAUUCCCUGCGCAGGGUGGGGAACCUCAGCUGGUUGACUAUUGCUCUUGUAUCAAGAUUAUUUUCUAGCGCUUUCUUUUUUUGUAACUUAAAUUCUGAACUCACUCAGCUGCGCUGUCUCGGGAUUAAAUAACAACUCUCAAACUUCCAAAGCCAAAUGCUUUCUUAGGUUUGGUUGGUUUGAUUUCAGUUGUAAAUCUGCCUUUGCUCUGACAGAAUCCCCAUCAAGCCCUCCCUUGGAGUGCUUGUGGCUGUCUUAGAGCCACCAUGCUCGUGAGCCCUCCUGACCUUUCUGGUGUCCGCACACCUCUGUCCCUCUGCUUCUCCUCUUCUGGUUCUGUUUGUGGAAGAGCUGCUGAUGUUUCUUGUCCUCACCUAGAUCAGGCUGCCUGGGACGAGCAGGGACCCGUAGGGGCCCCGUAGGCAGGGGCUGGGUGCAGGCAGCCCGGGGGAGGCAGCAAAGCCUCCGUGCUGCGGCUGGAAACGGUUCUGGCAGCUCGUGCAAAACCAGCAUACGUGAGGGUGCUUCACUGGGGCAAAGCUAGGAGUGAUUGCUUGACAUUGCCUGCAGCAGCACUCGUUGAGAGGGACACCAACCUCUGUGUGAGGUGAGGAGCUGCUCUCUGGGCAUGAGUCAGAGGCAGCUGGUAAGGAUUCCCAUUCAGAUCCCGCUCUGCCUCUGGCAAUCCAUGGCACCGAAUGCAGAAGUGGAGUUAAGAAAUCUGCUGAGCCUCUUAAAAUUUAUAGCAAGGAGCAUUCUGCCGACGUUACGAGGCAGAAGUCACCCCGUGUUGGCUCAGCACCUUCAUCAGAGUCCGAGUUCACCUUUGCAGUGUUCAGGCGGACUGAGCUCGAUUCUGCUGCCCGUUGUCAGCUCCUGGUUGAUAUUUCCUCGUAGGGCAGGAGACAGGAAAGGUCAGGCUGGGUAGGCGAGAGGCUUGUUCUGCACCAGACGUGAAGUUUGAAGUUCUUUAACUCGACGCUCCGAAGGCUCUGCUCAGUAAGGAGCUAGAGGGGAGGCCGUUUUCUCCUGAGACCUGGUUGUGGAGGACGGUCCGGUGCUCGGCGCGGUGUAGCGGGGCGCUGGGGCUGGCGUGGCUGAUGAGCUGCUUGGAGAGCUGCCUGGCCAGCCAGGUGGUGGGCAGAUUUAGCCGUUCUUGGAAGCAAGCGUACUUGCCAGCUUGCAGAUGCUCUUCAGGACACUGCAGAUCUUUAUUUAUUACGGUCUUGAAGCCACAACCCUCAAUCCCUGUUUCUGUGACAGAGCAGAAGGACCCAGAGGGCCCUCUGAGACUUUCGGUGGCUGCCUUUGGGGCUCUGUGACCUGGUGCUAGACAACGCUAACUAAUCCCAGAGACUGCUGCCCCCCAGCCUGCAGUGAGGAGUCAGCAGUGGCUGGGGGGUGUUGGAUUUUUGUUUGUUGCUGUUCUGUUGCGUUUAAGUCAUGCUUUCUGUUUCGUCUCCAUUUGUGCUGUUCCAAGGACUGGUGAGGUAUCCGCGUCCCCCUGCCAGGGGCAGGAUGUGGGGCACAAACCCUCGAGCAGCGUGCACUUUGCAGUUGCCCUAUUUUCAAUCUCACUGCGCUGCCUCUCUCUUAAUUAAUGUUGCAUAACAAAGCCGCUGCCCCACAAGCUGCAGAGGUGUUUACAAAGCAGUGCAACAGAAAACAAGCAACUUUCUCUGAAACUGGCAGAGGGGGUUUAAAAUGAUCCCUGUGCUUAUGCUGAAUGCGCCGGUCACCCCAGCCCGUGUUUGGAACAGCCACGUUACAGCCACCUGCCAUUCAGCUUUCACAGCUGAAGCUAAAAUAGGGCAGGGCUGUGUCUGUUUUACACUCCUGUGGUGGUUUUUCUGCAGGCAAGGCUCUUGCUGCUCUGUUACCACCCCGGGUGGCUUGCAGUGCCCGCUUUUUCCACCAGAGAGAGCCUUGUCCUCACCAGCGCGGUGGCGCCUGCAGCACUGGUGGGACGUUUUUCUUCCAGCCUCCUUUGGUCCUUUGCUAGCCUGGUGUCUCCUUGUUUAAUUUUCCCCUGUUUAAUUUGUGACUCAUAGGAAUGAAUGCUGGACUCUUCCAAGAAGAAGGUCUCGAAGGGACCUCUCCCGGGGCACAGCUCUUGCUGCUAGCGCUCUGAGUAAGCCCUGUUACACAGGGUUGGCACACAUCGUCGUGGUCUGCGUGCUCCUUUUCUUUCCCACGAACUUCCUGGCGACAAGGGAGGCACGAGCAAACCAUCCCCUGGGGAAUUAUGCCCUGCGCUGAUGCUGUGCCGUCAGCCUGUGACUGCAGCCGGGGUGCUGAGCCUCUCUGUGCCCCCUGCCCCGUGGGAGCUGUGUUCGGGCAGUGCUGGAGGGGUUAAGGCUGCUCCCUGCCUCGGUGGGUGCCAUAAAGGGGCCGCACGCUGACCUCCCGACAGGGAAGUUGGGAGCAGAUCGCCAGCAGCUUCCUCUUCUAAUCCCUGUAGCAAACAGAUUGCGCUGUGCCUCCUUGGGAGGAAGAGCCAGGAGCGGUGUGUGACCUCCGUGGUGUGCUGUAACAAUAAACGAUUUCUAAUGGUUUCACCGA